GCUUCUCGAAGAAAUUGAUUUGUUUCACUCCCAGCAAUUGAAAUCUGUGAUUGUGCCAUGAAUCUACCCGCUGUGGGAUUACUUGUGUGCCUCACGGCACCCUUACUGGUCACGGGAUUGGCGAAGAAGCCCCACAUUGUCUUCAUCCUGGCCGACGAUCUCGGCUGGAAUGAUGUGGGCUUCCACGGAUCCAACCAGAUUCCCACGCCCAAUCUCGAUGCUCUCGCCUUCUCUGGCCUCAUCCUCGAUCGCUACUACGUCACUCCCAUCUGCACGCCCUCCAGGGCGGCUCUCAUGACGGGAAAAUACCCCAUUCACAAUGGAAUGCAACACACUGUUCUUUAUGCUGCAGAACCUCGUGGUCUUCCUUUGACGGAGAAGCUCUUGCCACAAUAUCUGAAGGAAUUGGGAUAUAUGAACCAUAUCGUGGGCAAAUGGCAUCUCGGGCACUACAAGAAGGUCUACACGCCUCUCUAUCGAGGCUUCGACUCGCAUAUCGGCUUCUGGUCAGGACGACAAGACUACUUUGACCACACAUCCGUCGAGAAGCCGAGUUGGGGCUUCGACAUGAGGCGAGGCAUGGAUGUGGCUUAUGAUCUGCACGGAAAAUACCUCACUGAUAUCAUCAGUCAGGAAUCUGUGAGGGUUGUGAAAAAUCACAACAGCUCCAUUCCACUCUUCCUCUACAUCGCUCACGGGGCUGUUCACUCGGGGAACGCUUAUAAUGCCCUUCCGGCGCCAGAUGAGAAGGUUGACAAGCUCAGAGGCAUUGAUGAAUUCAACAGGAGGAAAUUUGGCGCCAUGAUGUCCUCAUUGGAUGACUCUGUGGGUGAAGUUGUGGCUGCUCUCGCAUCUCAGGGAAUGCUGGAGGACACCAUCAUAAUCUUCAGCACAGACAACGGAGGUCCGGCUGCGGGAUUUAACAUCAACGCGGCGUCCAAUUGGCCACUGCGAGGAGUGAAGAACACUCUCUGGGAGGGCGGAGUUCGCGGGGCAGGAUUCAUCUGGAGUCCUUUGAUCAAGAAAAGUCCCAGAGUUGCUCGACAGACAAUGCACAUCACUGACUGGCUUCCUACUCUUUACGCCGCUGCCGGCGGAAAUACAGAUGAUUUGGGAGAGGAUCUAGACGGAGUGAGUCUCUGGGAGGAGCUUCGCGAGGACACCAAGUCCGUGAGGUCUCAUAUCCUUCACAAUAUUGACGAUAUUUGGGGAAGCGCUGCCUUAACCGUUGGAGACUGGAAAGUAGUUAAAGGGACGAAUUACAAUGGUGCGUGGGACGGUUGGUAUGGACCUGCUGGAGACAGAGAGCCUAUGAACUACACAUUCGAUCUAUUGAAAACCUCCCCAGCGGGAAAAGUUGUUCAGGCGAUGCACCUCCUGCCCACAGACGAAGAGAUUUUAGAUUUGAGGAAGAGUAGCGGUGUGGAUUGUAAGAAAAAUCUCGUCAAUCCCAUGAAUCAGUGCUGGCCUCUUGAGAGUCCCUGCCUCUUCAACGUUCAGGAGGAUCCUUGUGAACUGUCCAAUGUGGCCAGAAAAUUUCCAAAUAUUCUCAGCUCUCUUCUCGCUGAACUCAACAAGUACAACCAGACGGUGGUACCUCCCUCCAAUAAAGCGCUGGAUCCCAGGGCAGAUCCGCGCUUCUGGGACAAUGUUUGGACGAAUUUCGGAGACUACAGCUUCCACAGUCGCAGAUUCUACGACGACAUGUCUUCAAGCAUGGAAGUCAUCAACAUCAUGCCUCAUAAUUCAACUGAAACUUAAACAUUCUAUUUUAUCAUGUGCAUGUUGGGUAUUUAUUA
Molecule: messenger RNA, 1799 nt
Organism: Phlebotomus argentipes
Lineage: Eukaryota; Metazoa; Arthropoda; Insecta; Diptera; Psychodidae
Product: arylsulfatase B
Exons: 4
Coding region: 58-1761 (567 amino acids)
Source: RefSeq, a predicted model, not a curated record